This is a messenger RNA of Paramecium octaurelia, 2252 nucleotides long. Lineage: Eukaryota; Ciliophora; Oligohymenophorea; Peniculida; Parameciidae. The record is from the annotation of a GenBank genome assembly.
CAUGAAUAAUGCUAAUCUAAACGAUGAUACUCAUUAUUGUUGCAUAAUUAAUAGCAGAAGAAAUUCAGAUUCAUUUUUUGCAAAUCAUGUUAUAGAUGAUGAAGUAUAUUAAUAUUUUAUGUAGGGUGAUGUAUUAAGUACUAAUGCAGUGCUUUUAUCAUUAUAUAAAGGAGGUUUGGAUAUAGAAGUUAUCAAAGCCAAUUUGGAGAAGGUCAGAUUGAAUCCAAAUUGGUUGAGUUAGAAGAGAGAUGAUUUGGAAUAUUAUAUACCAUAAUUUAUCAAUUACUUGGUAUUCAAAGAAAAUCAUAAAGAAUUAAUAAAUUUCUUAAUAAAUGCAUGCGAAAGUAACUAUUUUUUUGCUCAUUUGACAUACUUUUAAUUAAAAUCCUUAUCGCAAGUAGUUAAUAAAAAAGUCAUCAAUCUCAAAGAGGUUUAAGAGUUUUUGAUUGAAUACGUAAAUAUAAUGAAAGCACAAUAUGGCGAUGAAUACUUAAUCAAUGGAAAUGAAUAUGUUUCCCAUAACAUUAACAAAGAAGCAAUCUAGAUUUAUGGCACUGCAGAUUAUGAUUAAUCAACUCCUAAACUUAAUGCUUCCGAAAUUAAUAUCAAACAAUACACUUCCGUAAAUGGAGAUGACUAAAUGACUGAUAGUAAUAUAGGAUUCUCAUCUACAAUCAAUUUCUGGAAUGACAUAAUCCGAAUAUCUGAAAGGUAUUUCAAUUUGUUAUUUAGACUAUAUUUAGCUUACCCGCAAAUAAUCUCUUUAAAGGCGGAUCUUCAAAGAAUAAAUCAGAACCUACCGUCUUCUGUUUACAUACCUUUUGUUAAGGACUAAAUUAGAAACUAUGUAGUCUUAAAUAUAGUGGCAUCAGAAAGCAAAGUAUUCUCAACCAAAGAAAGAUCACCCUUCUAUAUUUGUCUAGAAAUCUACAGGCCAGAUGUUGAAAAGGAUCAAAGGAAUGACUAUAAAUAAUCCAUAGCAAUCACUUUACAUAAGUCUAUAUUACCAUAGAAGAUGUCAAUAACAGGGUCGGUCAAUCUUGAUUAAGCUAAAUGUAUAUUGAUCGAUAUAUAUAUUAAGAUUCAAAAGUCCAUAAUAUCUCAGUAUCACAACCUCUUUAAAUCAUCGAGGAAGAUAUAAUUGAUGAAACACCAACUGUUUAAUUUUACUCACCCUAAAAUGAUGAAGAGAAAAGUGUUUAUUAAUCAUUUUCAAAAGAGCAGAAUGAAGAUUUCGUGAGUGUUGCUAGUUCAUUUGUAUAGGAAGUACAUCAAAAAAGUAUAUUGCUUGGAGAAGAUGGCCAACACUUAUUUGGUGAGUCAGCCAAGGAUUAAGAAUAAAGAAUUAGAGAUUAGUCCUUAUUUGGUAAUUUGAAAUCCUGGCGACUGGUUCAUCUGAUUGUGAAGUCAGGGGAUAAUCUGAAAUAGGAGUAAUUUGCCAUGCAACUCUUAUCAACUAUAGAUUAGAUAUUUAUAGCUGAAGAUCUUCCUAUGAGAUUAUCCAUUUAUGAAGUGAUAUCCUUGGGACCCAAUUAUGGAUUAAUAGAAAUGGUGAAGGAUGCUAUUACAAUUGAUUCAUUAAAACGAUAGUUAUGGAAUAGACAAUAAACAUUGACCUAAUUCUUCGAGUAAUCAGUAUAUCUGUUCGAUUAUUAGUAAUAAUUUUAGUGAUCGUCAUCGAACCAAUUUCCUGCAUAGCUUAGUUGGAUAUUCUCUAGCCUGUUAUAUUCUCUAACUUAAAGAUAGACACAAUGGAAACAUUUUAUUAAAAAGAGAUGGCCAUUUAGUCCACAUAGAUUUUGGAUUUUUUUUGGGGAAUGCCCCAGGAAAGGGAAUCGAAAUAGAAAAUAAAGUCCCAUUUAAGUUGUUAAGUGAAUAUAUAGAAAUACUUGGUGGGGUUUAAAGUGAUUUCUUUAAGAAAUUUAGAGAACUGUUUUAUAAAGGCUUCAUUGCCCUUAGAAAACAUAGUGAUCGAAUCUUAUUACUUGUAAAAAUGAUGUAAUUAAUAACAUAUGAAUUUAAAGGUACUCUGGACAUAAGAACUCUAUGCCAUGCUUUAAAAGAGGAGAUAAAUCUAUUACUCAAUUGGAAGAGAGAUUUUAUUUGUAGGAGGAGAAUCAAAGAUUAAAUGUUAUCUGUUAAAAGUAGAAUCGCUCUAUUUAUAUUUUAGUAUCAUCAAUUCGUCCAUAGAUAACUGGAGAGCAAAAUGGUAUGAUAAAUACCAAUAUUAUUUUCAAGGUAUCUUUUAUUGA